Messenger RNA from Trametes versicolor FP-101664 SS1, 816 nucleotides. RefSeq names its product HET-domain-containing protein. The transcript is spliced from 2 exons. The annotation marks the transcript as partial. NCBI's taxonomy places the organism in Eukaryota, Fungi, Basidiomycota, Agaricomycetes, Polyporales, Polyporaceae. The record is from RefSeq and is a predicted model, not a curated record.
AUGCGUCUCCUCGACACACGAACAGGUCGAUUUCUUUGGGUUGACCAUCCCGAGAAAGUUCGCUAUGCUAUCCUCUCUCAUGUCUGGUCUGAAGAGGGAGAACAGACCUAUGGAAACCUGGUAGCAUUGCAGGAAGAAAUCCGCCCAGCUCGCGCCCUAGUCGAGAUCCGCGCCGCUUGCGAGUACGCUCUCCAAGAGGGCUUCGACUACAUAUGGAUCGACUCCUGCUGCAUCGACAAAACCAGCAGUGCGGAGCUAUCUGAGGCUAUAAACUCGAUGUACCAGUGGUACAGCCAGUCCACUGUCUGCUACGCGUUCCUUCACGACGUCAGCAGCGAUGAAAACCCUAACGCCCCAAAUUCGCAGUUCCGCCGCAGUCUAUGGUUCACUCGAGGCUGGACACUCCAAGAGCUUAUAGCACCGCGGGUCGUAAUCUUCGUCUCUGCUGAAUGGCAUAAGCUGGGUGGCAAAGACGGUCUUUCCGACGUGAUCCAGGCCGUCACCGGCGUGAACAGGGAAAUCCUCACCCACACACAGUCCCUCCAAUCCGUCAGCGUCGCCCAGCGGAUGCGUUGGGCCUCGGGACGCGUCACCACCAGGAAGGAGGACGAGGCGUACUCUCUUCUGGGCAUCUUUGGCGUCAACUUGCCCACUAUCUAUGGCGAGGGUGCGCUCGCAUUCGUCCGACUCCAGGAAGAAAUACUCAAACAAAUUCCCGAUCAAAGCAUCUUCGCAUGGUGCUAUACUCGGUCUACGUCCUCAGCCGGGGACAUGUAUCCGAGCUCGGUGCUGUUCGCAACCUCCCCAGCGGACUAU